AUAACGACCCCUCGCGCUGUUUUGUUUGAUUAUUUGUGACUCCCGCCCGUACGUUCCACAACGGCUUCAGGCCUUCACUCUCUUGUUUCGCUGUCAUCUUUCGAGCUGUUCUGUCGCAGGCUGCUUUCAGAUCCUGUCGAAAUGCUGAUGCAGGCUUCCAGGCUGAACUCCGCUUAACUUCCACAAGUGAGGUCAUAAUAUUACACUACAAAGCAUUGUGGUGUUGGAUCGAUUUGUCACCACCGGCUUCGUGCUGUUCAUGUAUUUGGAUCUUUUUUUCUAACAUUACAUGUUCAAGGGCCGCGCAGCUCGAGACGCCGAGACGUACGCGACCCAGCGACCGCGGACAGGAGGAGCAUGAGACCGAGAAGGAUGAUCAUUGAGGCGCCCUCGGGGGAUGCCCGCCCCAAGAGCCGCCCGAGUACCGCCCGCCCCGCCCCGCCGUGGCCGCGCCGCCCAUGUCGCCGGGGGGCGAGGGCACGAGGCUGCUGCGGAGGGAGGCGGAGGGCGGCCGCGGCGGGGCGCUGCGAUGGAGGGCCCCCGAGGGCCCGGCGGGGCAGGCCCGGCGAGGGCCACGGGAGGCCGAUCUUUCCUCGAGGCGCUCGAUGUCUGGGGAGCGGCUCCCCGAGGCCUACCCCGCGGUGGUGCCGUGGGACGUCCUUUGCCUGUGCGUGCUGCUCGCGCCGCUGCUGCUGGCGGCGGCCGUGUCGCCCGUGGUGGCCCUGUGGGCCCUCGGCACGGCUGCCUCCGCCGGGGGCGGGGGCGCGGCGUACCUCGCCGGGCUGCCGGGGGCCCUCCGCGGCGCGGCGUUCCUGGCCGGCGCGGCCUUCCUCGGGUCCCUGGCCCUUGUUCCCAGGCGCGUGGCCCGCGAGCCCGACGCGCUCCGGAUAGACUUCCCAGGGGCCGGCGCGUCCCGCUGGGCGAGGUGCUGGAGCUGGAGGUGCUGGGGUUUGGCGGCCUCUGCUCUUUCCUGGACCUCCUCGCGAGGUGGCGCACAUUUCCCUUCGGGCGGACGCUCCGCUGCUUCGCCGGGCUUCCUUCGAGCCAGGGCGUCGUGUUCGUGCUCCUGACAGCGCGGUGUUUCUGGAGUUACGUCUUCUGCCUAGAGGACCCGGUGCAGUUCCUGGUGGACAACCAGAAACCGCUCGAUCUCGGAGCAAGAUACCGAGUUUUGUCAAAGGUUCUCGUGAGAGAGGGCGAGUCGUUCAAGUCGGCCCAGGUCACGAACGUGAGCUGCGGCUGCUCCCUGAGAGUGGAGGAGCAGAGGGGCCGGCGUGUUCGGGUGACCUUCGGCGCCGAGGUUUCGAGGAUGGCCUGGCCAAAGCUGCGGGUGGAUGGCGAGCUGGAAGGCUGGAUAUCGUACGUCACUCCCCUCCUUGACAGCCGGCGCUCCAGGCCGCAGGGGCCCCAAGGCGGAGGAACCCGAGUGAGAGAUGACGCUGGCGCCGCGCGAGGGGCCUGGCGCACUUCCCCAGCUCCCUGCCUUGUAAAAGAUCGACCCUUCCGUUCUUCGUGUUUGCUGGAUGCUCUGUACGCUUUGGCCGGCGGAGGGUCUCGUGUUCUUGAGGGAUGCUCUGCUGGCCCAGGCCUGACUGUAUGUCAAGCGCCACGGGGCUCGACCCGCAAGCGAGCGACUCGGACUAGAGCCAUGCCCUGGGGUGAC
This is a messenger RNA of Prorocentrum cordatum, 1663 nucleotides long. The record is from the annotation of a GenBank genome assembly. NCBI's taxonomy places the organism in Eukaryota, Dinophyceae, Prorocentrales, Prorocentraceae.